AUGGCGCCCAACGCCAACAUCCCCAUCAUCGACAUCGCCUCCCCGGGCAUCGACAGGACGGCCGUCGCACGCCAGCUUGUCGACGCCGCUGCCGAGCAUGGCUUUAUCUACAUCCGCAGCACCGGCAAGUAUGUUUCGGUCGGCGAUAUCGACGCGGCCUUUGAUCUGUCCAAGAAGCUUUUCAAGGCUCCCGUGGAGGAGAAGGCCGCUUGCUCGAUCCAGAAGAACAACCGCGGCUGGUCGGGCAUGCACUCUGAGACGUUGGAUCCCAAGAACCAGAAGGUCGGCGAUUACAAGGAGGCCUUCAACUUUGGCGAGUUCAAGGACGGCAAGGCUCAGCAACCGUUGCCCCCGACCAUCCAACCCGACGAGCCCUUCGUCAACUCCUUCGAAGACCAAUGCCACGCCCUCUGCCUCGAGCUCCUAGAGCUACUCGGCAUCGGGCUCGAAGUAUUUACCUCCGGCCCCUCUUACUCAUCUCACGGCAGCUCACUCACACCCGCCCAGGUCGAUCCCCCCACUUUCUUCUCCUCCGCCCACCUUCGCUCCAAAGGUGACUCGGGCACGAUCCUCCGCAUGCUCUACUACCCGCCCACCUCCUCCACAGCCGCCUCCCCCGACGACGUCCGUGCCGGCGCCCACUCUGACUAUGGCUCCCUGACCCUUCUCUUCCGUCUCCGCGGCCAGGCCGGCCUCGAGAUCCUCACCCGCGACAACGCCUGGGCUCCCGUCCCUGUCACCCCACCCGGCACGGAAUCCGACCCCUCCCCGCCCAUCCUCGUCAACAUCGGCGACCUGCUGAGCUACUGGACCAACGGGCUGUUCCGUAGCACCGUCCAUCGCGUCGUAUUCGGCGGCGAAGGCGCAGAGGGCGAGACGGAUAUGGAGCCGCGGUAUAGCAUGGCCUUCUUCUGUCACCCCGUCGGGUCUGUAGCGUUGGAUCCGGUGCCGAGCGAGAGGGUCAAGGGGUUCGUCGCGCCCGAGGGGUCGCCGAACGCGAACCCGUAUGCGGAGAGGAAAGUGCUUACUGCGGAUGAGCACUUGUUCAUGAGGCUGAGGGAGAGUUACAAGGGGCUGUACCAGGAGGAGGCCAAGGCAUCAUCAUGA
Colletotrichum spaethianum is the source of this 1107-nucleotide messenger RNA. Its product is annotated as UPF0676 protein. Gene Ontology annotation, molecular function: dioxygenase activity. The record is from RefSeq and is a predicted model, not a curated record. The coding region runs from base 1 to 1107 and encodes 368 amino acids. NCBI's taxonomy places the organism in Eukaryota, Fungi, Ascomycota, Sordariomycetes, Glomerellales, Glomerellaceae. The transcript has 4 exons.